AUGAAUUUGUGGAUUAAAUCUUCACAGCUUCAUUUGUUGAACUUGAAGAUCGUUUCAAAGAUAGAAUGGAGAAGGUGCACCAGUGGAGGGCCGCUUUGAUAGAAGCCUCUAAUCUAUGCGGGUUAGAUUCGAAGGAUUUCAGGCCUGAAAACAAAUUAGUUCAAAAAAUUGUUGAAGACAUUUCACUAAAAUUGCCUAAAUAUCUAUGGAUGGAUGAGCAUUUCAAGGGACGCCUCGUUGGAAUUGAAAAACAUAUCAAAGAAAUUGAAUCGCUAUUAUCCAUUGGCACAAAAGAUGUUCGGAUUAUAGGUAUUUGGGGCAUGGCAGGUGUUGGCAAGACAACCUUUGCUAGUUCCAUAUUUCAAAGAUUGUCAUAUUUUCAAUUUGAAAGUUACUGCUUUCUUUGGAAUGUUAGGGAAGAAUAUUUAAGACAUGGACCAAAUCAUUUGAGAAAGAAAUUUCUGUCUGAGUUAUUAAGUGAUGAGUCUAUUCUAAAGAUGGAUACCCCAUUUGUAGCAUCAUCUUUUAUUUGUAACAAACUUUGCCAUAAAAAAGUCAUCAUUGUUCUUGACGACGUGGAUAGUUCGAUCAAAUUAGAAGUGCUAGUAGAGGGAUAUGAUCAGUUUGCACCUGGAAGUAGAAUCAUUGUCACAACUAGAAACAGGCAAGUGCUAAUUAAAAAAGAAGUUGAUGAUAUUUACAAGCCUGAAGGGUUAAAUGAGAUUGAAUCUUUCCAGCUGUUCAAUUUGCAUGCUUUUGGAAAAAGUUCUCCUUCAAAAGAUUAUAAAAUGUUGUUAAACCAUAUGACAAGCUAUGCUAAUGGAAAUCCAUUAGCUCUGAAAGUCUUGGGUUCUUUCUUGCACUCCAAAAGCACAGAUGAAUGGGAAAGUGCAUUAAAUAAACUGAAAAAAGUUCCUAAUAAGGACAUUUUAGAUGUGCUAAGAAUCAGUUACGAGGGACUAGAUGAUAAAGGGGUCCAAAAUCUAUUUCUUGACAUUGCAUGUCUAAUUAAUCAACCUUUUACUAGAGAUGAUGUAGAAAACAUGUUAGAUGCUGGUGAUUCGUUUGUGAAAAUAGGAUUAACUAUUCUUAUUCUUAUUGAAAAGUAUCUGAUUGAAAAUCGUAAAGACAACGAGCUAUGGAUGCAUGAUUUGUUGCGGCAGGUGGGUCAGACAAUUGCUUGUGAUGAACACAGUGAACCUGGUAAACGUAGUCGAUUGUGGGAUGUUAAAGAUAUUUGCCAUGUCUUGGAAAGAAAUACGGGAACUGCAGCAGUUGAAGGCAUUUCAUUCAACAUGUCUGAAAUUCAUAAAGACAUAAAAUUGUGCCAGGCAACCUUCUCAGAGAUGUAUAAUCUACGAAUUCUCAAAAUUUAUUGUGACAAUAUUGGUAACAACGAGUUCAAACUGUACUUUCCCCAAGGUCUUGGUUCUUAUCUUUCUAAUAAGUUAACAUAUCUUCAAUGGGAUUUAUAUCCUUUAAAAUCUUUGCCAUCAAAUUUUUCUCCUGAAAAGCUUGUUGAACUGAUACUAUGUGGGAGCCAUGUUCAAAGACUUUGGAAUCAUAAUGAAGUUCAGUCUCUUCCAGUAUUAAGAAGUAUCGAUCUUAGUUAUUCCAAGCUCCUUACUCAAAUACCAGAUCUAUCUCAAGCUCCAAAUUUGGAAAGUAUAAAUCUCGAAGGAUGUACUAGUUUGGUUCAAGUUCUUUCAGCUCUUCAGAAUCUUCAUAAACUUAGUUAUCUGAAUUUGAAUGGCUGCUCCAAACUUAGAGAUUUGAAAGAGUUAUCAAAGAACAGAGGGUAUUUGAUCUUGUAAGGUUUGGAGGCAUUAAGAAUUUUCUCAGUAGCAUUUGUAGGCUAAAGUUCACAUUUCUCAAAAGUUUUAUCCAAAGCUUUACAACCAAUUUGUCUCUCUACUCAUCUCAAUCCCACAUUUCUCAAAAGUUUCCAAAGAAUUUAACAGUUUUACUUUUGCAUGGCGCAACAAUUGAAGAAUUGCCCUCAUCAAUUGGUUCUCUCAAGUCUUGCUCGAUUGGAUUUGGCUGCUUGCAAAAGACUUAAAAGUCUACCAAGCAGCAUUUGUAAUUUGAAAUCUCUUGAAUCGCUUGAUUUGGGUGGUUGUAGUCAACUGGAAAAGUUUCCAGAAAUCCUGGAGCCUAUGGAGUACUUGAAAUAUCUUAUCGUUAGUGGAACAGCCAUCAAAGAGUUACCAGAGUCAAUUGAAAAUUUAGUUUCUCUCGAGAAAUUACAUUUGUAUAUGUGUAAGUACAUCGAGUUUCUUCCAAACAAUCUGAGUAACUUAAGUAAACUUCUAGAGAUGCGCCUCCCAUUUUGUUCAAAGCUUGAAACCUUGCCUCCUUUUCCACCAGCUUUGAAUAUUUUGGAGGUACAUGAUUGCCAGGGCCUGAAAUCAUUGCCAGAGCUUCCAUCUUCUUGCUUCAAUGUGAAUGCACUUCACUGCACAUCACUGGAGAAAAUAUCAAGUUGGAAACCUCCGCUCCUCCAAGAGAUGGAUUUGGAUCACUCUUUUAUUUAUGAACAGAGUAGCUUUUAUGGUUGUCAAAAACUAGAUCAGAAUACAUGCAAUAACAUACUCGCUAAUCGUGCAGUAACUAAAAUUCUAUCUUGUGAAAAAUUUCAAAGAAAUGUAUGUCAAUUUCUCUUCCUUUGAUUUUACUUAAGAAGUUGUGAGAUUCAGGAAGUUGAUUAAUUUCCUUUUCAUGAUGCAGGCCAAUCUACCUGCGAAAAUAUUUUAUCCAGGUGAUGAAAUUCCCAAGUGGUUUAGCUAUCAAACUUUAGGUGAAUCAAUGAAUAUUAUGCUUCUUCCAAUUGGAAUAAUGACAACUUCUUGGGUUUGGCUUUGUGUGUUGUUUUUCAUUAGAACAAAAUUGAGCCUGAUAUACACGUUAUCAUUGAAUGUAAACUCAGUUUCAAAACCAUCAAUGAUGGUGAUGAUUGUCGUUAUGAAUUUCAUCGAAGUGGGAGGCUUGGGGGAAACAAUCUUAGUUCAGAUCACGUAAUCAUGUGGUGUGACGAAAAAUUGUCUUUGCAAGAAUCAGAAGGAAAGUUUGAACUCGGGCUCUCUAGUUGUAGCACUGAGGUCUCUUUGCACGUCAGGCCAUUAUUCAUUGAUUAUAGUGCUUCGGGAAAUGGAAUUGUCAACUUUGGAAGUGAGUAUUUUGAAAUAAAGAAGUGGGGGAUUUGGUUGGUAAACAGGGAAGAUAUAUAGCAAUUUGAUGCAGAAACGAAAAGUAAGAGGAAGAGACACUUUGAUGAAUAUUGUGAAGCAAGCGGAAGUGAAGUUGUUUGCUCUCAUGAGGAAGAUGUUGCUGUGGAGUCGCAUCCUAAAAUUAGUUCAAAGAAAUUCAAGAUUAUAUGACUGCUUACAAACAAACGUGUGAAAUUUUGUUGGUGCAUGUAUGGUGCAAAGCAAUUGGAUAUAGAUGACUUAGAAAACAGAGCAAUUUGUUGCUAAAACUAAGAGACAUGUUUUGCUGAUAAUUAUAUAACCAGUGCAAGUGAGAUUUCUGUUGGAUUUGAUGUAUGAGAAAGAAAAAAAGGACAGUCAUAUUAUUUGCUAGGAUUAAUUUAAAAACAAGCCAUCUGAGCCUGUGGCUGUUUGCAAAUCAAAUGGUUAUGAAGAAACUGUGUCAAGUAUGCAGAUGCGGUAACACUUUGCUUCAAAGAAAUUGCGUGAGCAGUACCAUUGAGUUGAUACAUGGACAGCAUUGCAACAUGCCGCUAAACACUUGGCACAGCCUUAUAUUUUUCUGGCUAAGAUAUGCUACCGAAGUCUCUGUCUAUAUAUAUUGACUUGUUUUGUUAAUGAUUAACAAAUUGCUCAACAUAGAUUGUAUUUUCUUUUCCCUUUCCUUUUUGUGGGAAUUAAUGGAUUGUAAUAUUUAGUAAGCAAGUUUUUCAUGGGUUCAUUAUCAUUAUCCAGUAGUUUUAGUUAUUUGUCAAAUUAAUAGAAGUGCAAGUGUUCUGCACCAUAGCACUUGC
Messenger RNA from Ziziphus jujuba (common jujube), 4000 nucleotides. Its product is annotated as disease resistance protein RUN1-like. Gene Ontology annotation, biological process: signal transduction; defense response. Lineage: Eukaryota; Viridiplantae; Streptophyta; Magnoliopsida; Rosales; Rhamnaceae. Bases 66 to 1814 code for a protein of 582 amino acids. The record is from RefSeq and is a predicted model, not a curated record. Gene Ontology annotation, molecular function: ADP binding. The transcript has 6 exons.